CAAGCACUGAUCUCCGGCCCAACACAGCAGUCGAAAGACGAAAACAGGUCGGUCACACAAGCUUCCAGGCUUUGUGCUCCUUCCUCGCCAUGACGGAUGUUUACCUUACUAUGGUCCUUACGGACAAUUAUCUCAUCGGAGCUCAAGUGUUGGCACAAUCUCUGAGGGAUGCUGGUACUGCACAUAAAAUUGGUGUCUUCAUCACGUCGAAUCUCGCUCGGCGGACCGUGGAGGAGCUCAAUAAAGUCUUCGAUUACGUUAUUCCAGUACUUUCGUUCUCCAAUCCGGCCGAUGAGAAGCUUGCUUUGUUAGGCAGACCGGACCUUCGGUCAUCUAUGACAAAGAUCAAUGUCUUCCGGCAAACGCAGUUCAGAAAGGUUGUCUAUAUCGAUGCCGAUGUCGUCGCGGUACGUGCUGUGGACGAGCUCUUUAAGCUCGAUGUUCAAUUUGCUGCUGCGCCCGAUAUCGGAUGGCCCGACAUUUUCAACAGUGGUGUAUUUGUCUGUACCCCCUCAAUGUCCACCUUCUACGCCUUGCAAGCACUUGCCGACCGAGGAGUUUCGUUUGACGGAGGAGAUCAGGGACUUCUGAAUACCUUCUUCCGCAACAGCCAUCGCUUGUCGUUCACCUACAACGUUACUCCGUCCGCCAAUUACCAGUACCUCCCCGCAUAUCGACAUUUCGAGUCUCAGAUCUCUUUGGUACAUUUCAUUGGGCCUGAUAAGCCAUGGAUGCAGGGAAGGCAUGCGUACCGGAGUGAAGGUGCCUACAAUGAACUUGUCGCACGCUGGUGGGCUGUGUGGGAACGUCACUACGGUUAUCCUGACCCGGUGACCGAGAGAUUGCCUCCUCCCACUGAACCAUCAUCAUCGUCUUCGUCGUCCUCCUCUUCCGCCUCACCCACCGCUGCCCCGCAAGAAUUAGAACGACGUCCCAGCCCUCACUUCGAAGCCAAAAUGGCCGAAUGGAAUCCAGCACUUGCUCCACCUCCGCGUGGUGCUCCGGAAGCCAUCAACUUGACGGAGACUACGUACAUGAAUACGUGGGACAAGCCAUAUGAUCCUUCAGAGCCUGUCUUUAAGGCGCCACCGGUGAAGCCUCCGCCAAAGAGUGUGAAGUUCGAUCUGCUCCCUACACGGGUGGAGCUUCCUCCUGCUUCUGUUUUCCCAUGGGAAGAGAAAGAACCCUUCAGGCCCUCUCGAGUAUUUCCUGGUGAGGAACCGGAGGUAUCAUCUGAGCCGGAAGUUGUCCCAAUGUCUGAACCCAUUGCUUCACCUACGGCCGCUGUCCCAGCUGCAUCGGAAGUUUCCCCAAGUCAAUCUGGCAUGUACGAGUUCCAUAACGUCUGGGAUGAUUUGCCCGCGGUUUCUGGCUACCUCCGCCGGUUCGCAGAGGUUACGCGUACGCAGUCUCCAUCCGCCGACGACAGCGAAAGCUACUUCCAGAUACCCCUACGCACGAAGGAGGGUGGUAAGCACAAGUUACCUUCGACUCCUUAUUUGAAGGGAAACGAGACAUCCGUGGAAGAUGACAUUGGGAACCGAAGAACGCAUGCGGAACUCACGCCCGCCGCAAAUGUACCCUCGCCUGAGCAUUGGAAUCCGAAUGCGAAGCUUGACGAGUUGGCUGCUUUACCUGGUGUACUCGCUCGGAAGGCUUCUGAGAAAGAUCAGCAGUCGUCGGGCAGUGCGGCUCAUCCUACUGCCGCACAGCGUCCUUUCUCGCCUACUCGAGAACACAAACCAGCGGUUUCACCUAUCAGAGAGGAUCCUACCGAGGCUUAAAAAUGAUUUUGCGAGUAUGAGAACGAUCUUUAUUUGAUACCAAUACCCAGAACGCGUGAAGGCCUUUGGAUCUUCACGUGAAAAUAGGUAUGAUUCCUUUUUUUUUAUAUUUUCCUAGUAUGGCCAUAUAUUCAUAGUGAAUAAUACGGACAAGGCCAAGACAGGGAUAUAGGGAUACCAGGAUUACACCUGUUACUCCGAGUCACUGUCACUCUCACUUUCCCCACUCUCUUUGGAUGAUGAUUCCUCCUCACUGCUUUCCGAGCUUGAAUCAUCCUUCUUCGCCUUCUUCGCCGGAGCGGCCUCGAAAAAGUCAUCCUGCACCGACUCUGCUUUGAUAGCACCCUUUCCUUUACUUUGCUUCUCAGAAGUCUGCUUCCU
Messenger RNA from Saitoella complicata NRRL Y-17804, 2165 nucleotides. RefSeq names its product nucleotide-diphospho-sugar transferase. The transcript has 4 exons. Lineage: Eukaryota; Fungi; Ascomycota; Saitoellomycetes; Saitoellales; Saitoellaceae. Gene Ontology annotation, cellular component: cytoplasm. The record is from RefSeq and is a predicted model, not a curated record. Gene Ontology annotation, molecular function: glycosyltransferase activity. The coding region runs from base 90 to 1784 and encodes 564 amino acids.